GGCGACCAAAUGUGUGCAGAGCUCAGUCACGCCGAGGCCAUGAGCCUCAUCGACGCCCAGAGCGCCUCGCUCAGCCUCCGGGUCAAAAGGAGCCCCUCUGGAUUCCUCUCCUCAUCUUACUCGGGUCGCUCUGCGUCGCCUCGAUCCUCCGUCAGGGUUCUGUCUCCUCCCGCCACUGAGGUGCCCAAAGGCAUCACGUCGCCGCCCGACAGCGAGGCUUACUACGGCGAGACGGACAGCGACGCCGACACGCGGCCGAGCACGCACCGCCGCCAGCGCCGCACGCCGCCUCACGCACGCUCACCUGCUCGCUACGACAACCAGGAAGAGGAGGAGGCCUCGGAGAUGAGCGGGUAUGAGAGCGCUACAGAAGCAGGCGUCGCCCUGCAGACAGUGACCAAACGGUGCCCCAGUCAGAGCGGACGCUGUUUGGGAGUGUGGGAGGGUCUGAGGGAGGUUAAGGACACGCACUCCCACAGCGGUGAGAUGAGGGACCUCAUAUCUCCUUCAGGUUCAGACGCAGGUGGACACACAGCCCCACACACUGUGUACGCAGAGUUGCAGCGCGGGGAGAGUGUGGUGGAGAAACAGGUGAAAGAAGCUCGCACUAAAUGCCGCUCUAUUGCAUCGCUGCUGACUGAUGCUCCCAACCCCAACUCCAAAGGGGUGCUUAUGUUCAAGAAGCGCCGGCAGAGAGCCAAGAAGUACACGCUUACCUGCUUCGGCAAAGCUGAGGGAGACGGAGGGGGUGAGACAGAAGGGGAGACAGGAGGAGAGACUGAAGAGGAAGGAGGGAGUUCCAUCCUAAGUGGCUCAGAAGUCGACGAAGAGGGAUUCUCGGCAUCGUUUGACCCCACGUGGGAUACUGGUUAUCUAGACCUGCUGGACAGGAGAAGUUCUGCUUGCCCGUCAGCCACGCCAACUGCUCCGACAACACCAACAACCAAUCAGAGACCAGGACUGGACGUCUCGGCUUAUCAGACUCCAGGACUUGUGACUUCUGCCGGUCAAAGCCCAGGGUUGGAGGUCUCGGGGUUGGAGAGCUCAGCCUAUCAGGGCUCAAGGCUGGAAAGCAGCGUCGCGAAGCAGCCGGUCAGUAACCGCCCUGCGCACAUGUCUCCUCCAGCUGUAGCUCUGGCCAACGGAGGGUCAGUAGCUGUCAGUCGGGCCAGCGUUGUUCUGAGCCCUCCGUGUCAGACGCCCCUUCGAAGUCAGAAUGGGCAACACGGCAACCCUAACCCAACUCCUAACCCCGAUCUCAGCCCAGUGACGGACUCACACAACAGCUUCAGUCCUAACGCUGGUGUUCUGAACCGCACCGCUCGCCCCUUCACCCCUUGCCCGACCCCUUCUCGUGCCUCCGUGACCUCCGUCAUGUUCCGCCCUCCCCAACCCAAACCCACGGCCAUAACCAUGGCGACCAAACCAGUGGCAGCCGUCUCCAUGGUGACCAUCCCACCUACUCACCAUCCAUCAGGGCCAGAUGCGAGGAGAGCCGUGUCUAGCACCUCCUUGUAUAUCCCUCCAAGAAAUAACAGCAGCAACACUCCCCCCUCUGCUAGCUCUCCCCCGUCAGCUCUCUCGCCUCCCUCCUCUCUGUCUUCUGCACCUUUCUGUCAGCCGCCAGCAAAUCCACAAACAUUCACUCCACAGUCUGCAGCGCACGCUUUUCCGUCCACCCCCCUCCCUCCAUCUGUAGCUCAAGCUUUACCUGCUCAGACCUUUUCCCCUCCAGCUCCUCCACCAUAUCUCUCUCCUCCUACUCCUGCUUACCCACCUCCCUCCACCUACAUGUCACCUCCUCCCAUCUCCCCUCCACAUCCGCCUGAUUUGACUCAGGUCUCCUUCCCUGCACAGCCCACCCAUCCCGCUCCUCCUCCGUCCCAACCUUCUCCAUCUCCGUCUGUCUAUCCUUACAAUAACAUGGAAGGGACUCCUGCCCCCAGUGCUUCCAUGGCAGCUACACCACCUCCCCAGGCUCCUGCCGCCGAUUCGCUGGUGACACGUGAGCAGCGCAUCUCGGUCCCGGCCGCUCGCACCGGCAUCCUGCAUGAGGCCCGUCGCCGUAGCAAUAAGAAGCCGAUGUUCAGCGCAGUCCAGAACAAAGAUGUGUCUCCAAACCCGGACUUGCUGUCGAUUAUCCAAAACAUGGAUGACCACUAUGGGCGAGCCCCCGGUGCUGAAUCUGGAAUCGUGCCCAGUAAUGAGGCAGGCCAUGAGUCAGGGCCUGAAGAGGACUGGCUGAGGCUGGGGGCAGAGGCCUGCAACUUUAUGCAGGCUCAGCGAGGACCCAGGCCACCCCCUGUAGCUCCAAAACCACAAGCCCCUCAGGUGCCACAGCUGGCGGGGAAAGGAGGCCAGCUGUUUGCUCGCAGACAGAACAGGAUGGAUCGGUACGUCGUGGAGCGAUCUCCGUCUGUCGCUGCAGCUCCUUACUCUCCUGCCCAGACAAGGGAGCCCUCGCCCACACCUUCCCUCCCUGCCACUUGGAAGUACUCGUCCAACAUCCGUGCUCCUCCACCCAUCAGCUACAACCCCCUGCUCUCUCCUUCCUGUCCCCCUAAGGCCCAGAAGAAACCUGAGGUGGCAAAGUCUGGGAAAGCUGCAUCCAAAGGGAAGAAAGCCUGCAUGAACGAGAUGGAUAUAAUGAGCCACCAGCCCUACCAGCUCAACUCUUCUCUGUUCAGCUAUGGAGGCGGAGCUCCCCAGGACACCUCCGCCUAUCAGCAGCAGAGAGAAAAGACAGGUGGUCCUCAGAAGACGGCACGAGUGUAUGAGGUGAAGCGCUUCUCGACGCCCCCACCGACGGCCACAGGGCCCGCCCUCAAAGUCAUCGUACCUCGAUCAGCCACCACACUUGGAGAACCAAUGUGGCGCUCUGACGUCACGUCUCCUCCAACGAUUGCCAACGCUGCCCCCUACCAGCACUACCAGCCUCCACCCCAACCGUACCAGCCUCAGUGGGCCGCCUCACCUCUAUCCCCCACAAUGCCUCCUGCCCCUACUGCCCCGCUGCCUCAGCUUCCCACCUUCCAAUCCCCUACUUUCUCCCACCCUCAGCCCCCCAGCGCUCCACAGGCAAACAGGCAAUUCAAAAGUGCCCCAGAUCUGAGUCCUCUGGGUCCCACUGGCGCCUCUCACCAGGCAUCCGGCAGCACUCAACCCACCAGGGUUCCCAGGCCCAGGUUCAGCACUUCCAACCUGGGCCUGCAGCCUUGUGUCUGGCGUCCCGGAUCCACUGCGCACUGAACAGAUUCUUGUGUUGGACGUUAUAAGCCAGAGCUCUGUUGGAGCUUAGAGCGACAUUUUUGAAACAAGUGUUUUUUGCAUUGUGUUACUGAUACUCAGAUCUGCAGCUAUCGGCCACGUGUUUCAUCACAAAUACACAUGUAGCGGUUUUCUCAUUUAAUCUCGUGGACUCACUUAUCCAAUACACUUAGUUUUACAGUAAAUAAAGGGAACACUGUGUUUUGAAAAGGAAAUGUAGUGAUUAGACCUGAGAGAGGUUGAAGAAAUGGAAAUCAACUGAAGACUGAAAGGUCAGAAAGAGAUGUGGGGGAAACGAAGAUCUGUAAAUAUUGUAUUGAAUGAUGGAGAAUUGAGCAAACAAAAAAGAAGAACAGAGGAUGUGUAACGAUGAGACUGAGGAUGGAGAAGGGAUGAAAAGAAAAGCACAGAUGUAGUGACAUGGUACGUUUAACAUGUGCAGAUUUGACUUAUAGCUUCACAGUCUGUAAGCAUCCUAUGUAUCCUAUUAGAGAAGUUGUAUUACUAACAGUUAGAAGCUACUCCUCCUCCUCCUCCUUCUGCUAUAGAUAUUCUAAGGAUUUGUGUUUCUGAGUGCCAUUUUGUAGUCGCGCUCUGUGUGCUUUGUUUUUAGUAGUUUCUCAUAGGGUGAGGAGCACAGCUGUCGCCAAGACGGGAAAAGCCUUUUACAGUAGACGUGAUUUCUCAUCUGUUGAAUAUGAAACAAGAGCAGUAUAACAUGUCUGUUAAGCUGUGAUUCUUUUCCACGGAGACAUGCAGCCGGAAUAAAAAUAGACAUGACUCACCUCA
This is a messenger RNA of Stegastes partitus (bicolor damselfish), 4056 nucleotides long. Its product is annotated as synaptopodin 2-like protein. Bases 10 to 3249 code for a protein of 1079 amino acids. Lineage: Eukaryota; Metazoa; Chordata; Actinopteri; Pomacentridae. Gene Ontology annotation, biological process: positive regulation of actin filament bundle assembly. Gene Ontology annotation, molecular function: actin binding. Gene Ontology annotation, cellular component: nucleus; Z disc; actin cytoskeleton. The transcript has 5 exons. The record is from RefSeq and is a predicted model, not a curated record.